AUGGAUCCACCGAUUCCCAUGAGUCCACAAUCCACAGAAAAUAAUCAAACCCGAAACGAGAUCACCAUCACCGAAAUGCAGUUGAAUACCGGUGAAAACCAACGUGAAUUCAGGCUCAAAAUAGGGGAUCGCCCUUCCAUUCAUGUGACAGUCACCCCCUCAGCCACAGUGGUAGAUCAAUGGAUCACCCAAACUGUCAAUUAUGACAUGCAAAAACUUGUUGGUCGCCUUCUAGUUGGUCUUGGGGUCCGCUGGUUCGAGAACAACCACAAUGCUGAUACCCUGCAAUUGUGCGUUGGUGACCGCUGCCUAAUCUUUCAACUCACUCGAGCUGACGCAGUUCCUUUAAAUUUCCGAAGCUUUCUCAUGGACAAAAGAAUAAAUUUCGUCGGGAUUCAUAACAGUGAGCAUAAACAGAAGUUGUUGCAUUCAAGGCACCGGUUGGAGAUUAGCAAUAGAGUCUUUGAUUUGAGAUUCCAUGCCAAAGACAACAAUGGAAACAGUCUCCAAUAUACUCCAGCGGGUAUGAUUAAGCAACAAUAUUUGUCUCUUCGCGCAAAUGUCGUCAGUUUGAAGGAUCAUCAUCGGAUAUGGAGUGCGGUAAAUCUUACACUGAAGCAGAUUAAGUUCGCUUGCAUUGAUGCUUAUGCCCCCUAUCGGCUUGGAAUGUGUGUGGCUGCUUCGGAGUUUGAAGUGGAUGGUUGA
This is a messenger RNA of Dovyalis caffra, 705 nucleotides long. The record is from the annotation of a GenBank genome assembly. NCBI's taxonomy places the organism in Eukaryota, Viridiplantae, Streptophyta, Magnoliopsida, Malpighiales, Salicaceae.